UCCUAAACAAACAGAGAGAGCUUCUAGAGCUUUUUACUCAGAUCAGUUUGUACCAGAGAAAAUCAAUAUGAUCUACCCCAUACUCCUCUGUUUAUUGGUAGCCCCGUUUCACAGUGUGUCCCAGGAAGUAGAAGAUAAAGCGAGUCGUCGUGAAGCAGAAAUGUUGGGGGGCUGGCAUAAUAUGCCACUGGAUUCCAAGACAGUAAAAAGAUUGCAGGGCUUUGUGGAGGAAUCACACAAUCGUGAGAGUAACAGCGAAUAUUGGUACAAGAUCAAGGAAGUUCUCAGUGCCAAAAUGCAGGUUGUGAAUGGAUUUAAUUUUGACAUAAGUCUGAUUCUGGAACCAACUGGAUGUUUGAAAAACGAUAUGGACAGUGACAAGGAGUGUCUUGUUAUGAGCUUACCUGGCCAAAAGGUGGAAGAAUGUCAAAUUGAGAUCUAUGAGCCAAUCCCAAAAUUUGUGCCUGAGAUCAAGAGUAAAAGCUGUAAUGAUUGGACAAUUUAAUUGUCUAUUAUAUGAAGUUCUACUAUUGUUGUCACAGCUAAUUAUACCAGGGUGUUAAAUAAACUGAAUUUUAAUAAACUGUUCAAAUGUU
Xenopus laevis (African clawed frog) is the source of this 596-nucleotide messenger RNA. Its product is annotated as cystatin-like 1. Bases 68 to 505 code for a protein of 145 amino acids. The transcript has 4 exons. The record is from RefSeq and is a predicted model, not a curated record. Lineage: Eukaryota; Metazoa; Chordata; Amphibia; Anura; Pipidae.